This is a messenger RNA of Medicago truncatula (barrel medic), 1271 nucleotides long. RefSeq names its product GDSL esterase/lipase At5g45920. The transcript is spliced from 5 exons. The coding region runs from base 216 to 962 and encodes 248 amino acids. The record is from RefSeq and is a predicted model, not a curated record. NCBI's taxonomy places the organism in Eukaryota, Viridiplantae, Streptophyta, Magnoliopsida, Fabales, Fabaceae. Gene Ontology annotation, molecular function: hydrolase activity, acting on ester bonds.
ACCGCUCGCCGGCCUUGGUUACGUCUCUAUCAGCAUGCACCUUUUUCAGUGCACUUUCACUUCAAUGAAUUCAAUUACUUUGUCUUUGUGUGCAUUUGCAGUCUUUUUCAGUUUUUCCACCGAAAAGUAAUUCAUUAUCCAUUAUUAGUAGAAGGAGAAGCUCUAUUAUAUAUAUCUAGUGGAUCUUCCAUUCAUUCUUUCAUUUCUGCAUCAACAUGACCACGACAAGGCCAAAGAUUUUUCUUUUCGGUGAUUCAAUCACUGAAGAUUCAUUCUCUGUUGGAGGAUGGGGUGCUUCUCUUGCCAACCAUUUCUCUCGCACGGUUGAUGUAGUGCUAAGAGGAUAUAGUGGUUACAACACAAGGUGGGCGUUGAAGGUUUUGGAAAGGGUUUUCCCUGUGUCAAAGUGUGAUGGAACAGAAACUGAUCCUGUUGCUUUGACUGUUUUCUUUGGGGCAAAUGAUGCUUGUCUGCCUAAUAGAUGUUCUGGUUUUCAGCAUGUUCCUCUACAUGAAUACAAGGAGAAUCUUUGCUCCAUUGUCUCCUUCUUCAAGAAGCGGUGGCCAACUACUCAUAUUGUCCUCGUAACUCCUCCUCCCAUUGAUGAGGAAGCACGGCUUAGAUAUCCGUAUGUGGACAAUCCAGAGGGUCUUCCUGAAAGAACAAAUGAAGCUGCUGGUGAGUAUGCUAGAGCAUGCAUUGCUGUGGCCAAUGAAUGUCGUGUUCCUGUGAUUGAUCUCUGGACCAAAAUGCAACAGUCACCUGACUGGAAGAAAAAUUAUUUAAGUGACGGUUUGCAUCUCACUAAUGGAGGGAAUCAACUUGUGUUCGAAGAAGUAAUCAGAAAACUGAGAGAUGAAGGUUUGACUCUAGAAUCUAUGGCAGUUGAUCUCCCCCUUAUAGGUGAUAUUGAUCCUAAUGACCCACUGAAGGCAUUUCUGUAUAGUAACAUGAUGAUGUAGUACAAAAGGGCUAUCUCUUUUGGGAAAUUAUAGUACUGUUGUCAUUACUAUUGAAUGAUAUGUAAAUAGAGUACAUUACCUUGGUAUUGGUCUUCCUUUUGUUUUAAGGAUUCUCUAAGUGGUAUAUGCUUUUUCCCUCUUAAAGUAUUAGAUAUUUCAUUUUGUUUUGUUUGUAUUGAUUGUGAGUUAGUCUGUGUAAUAGUUUUUCUUUCAGUCAAAGAAUAUUUGUUGUGCUUCAGUGUCAAUGAACCAGAUUGGAACAGUUUGUAUAAUGCUAUAUACAAUUUAGCCUCUCAGAAUUCAGUUAAA